This is a messenger RNA of Loxodonta africana (African savanna elephant), 1842 nucleotides long. RefSeq names its product transmembrane 4 L six family member 19 (gene TM4SF19). Gene Ontology annotation, cellular component: membrane. The transcript has 7 exons. NCBI's taxonomy places the organism in Eukaryota, Metazoa, Chordata, Mammalia, Proboscidea, Elephantidae. The record is from RefSeq and is a predicted model, not a curated record. Bases 653 to 1261 code for a protein of 202 amino acids.
GCUUGUAGAAGAAAUGAGGGUGUGGUGUUUGUUUCUUAUGGGUAUAUCUUCUGACUCAUUAAAGACGUUUUAGCUCAUGAAGCUCACGCCUCUUGUUUCCUUCCUUAGGAUCACAUGAAAAUGAGGGUGGCCAUCAGGAGAGCGCUUUCCAGAGAGGAAGUUCCUCAAGGGAUGCCUGUGGGGAGGAGUGUGGGAGAGCGCUCAUGUGGAAACAGACACACACACUCGUCUGGGUGAUCUCUACAUAUACACAGACUCUCCCUGAUCCUCCUGGAGAGAACCCUGAAAGACAAACGUUGGCUCAGGCCCUGCAGGAGUCCUAGCUGAGCGUACAAGAGCGAAGGUCCACUCUGAAGAGGAAGCCCUUCUCCAGGUUCUUUCUCUCCCACCCUGAUUUUUGCUACUGGAUGCAGUUAUUAUGAAUAAAGCUGCUAUGAACAUUCAAGUACUAGUCUUUGUGUGGACACGUAUUUCCAUUUCUCUUGGAUAAAUACAUCGAAGUGGAAUUACUGAAUGAUUUGGGUAUCCGGUACAAUGUUGAAUAGAAGCAAUGACAGUGGACAUCAUGAUGGCACCUUUCAAAAUUUCUUUAGCAAAUAAAAAUAAUCAUUGGCUGUAAUAGAGUUCCAGAACCCUGUCCUCUGCCCGCGUGAUGGCAUGCUCACGGACCUGCUCUCAAAUCCUGGGGCUGACCCUUGGGACUACCGCCCUGUUUGCUGCUGGGGCCAACAUGGCGCUCCUUUUUCCUAACUGGGAUGUCACCUACUUGUUGAGGGGCCUUGUUGGCAGGCAUGCCAUGUUAGGCUCUGGGUUCUGGGGAGGAGGCCUCAUGGUACUCACUGCGGCUAUCCUCAUCUCCUUGAUGGGCUGGAGAUACGGCUGCUUCAGUAAGAGUAGGCCCUGCCGAAGUAUGCUGACUUCACUGUUGUCAAGUGGCCUGGCUUUGUUUGGAGCCCUGAUUUGCUUUAUCACUUCUGGAGUAGCCCUGAAAGAUGGUCCUUUUUGCAUGUUUGAUGUCUCGUCCUUCAACCAGACACAAGCUUGGAAGUAUGGUUACCCAUUCAAAGACCUGCAUAAUAGGAAUUAUUUGCAUGACCAUUUGCUCUGGAACUCCGUCUGCCUGGAGCCUUCUAAAGCUGUUGUUUGGCACGUGUCUUUCUUCUCCGUCCUUCUCUGCCUCAGCUUCCUUCAGAUUCUCCUGGUGGUCGUUCAUUUCAUCAACAGCUUCCUGGGCCUUUUCUGCAGCCUCUGUGAAGAGUGAUGGAUAAUGCCAUUUCAUGUGUGGGUGUUUUUAUCAUAAACUGCCUUAAAUCCUUUCUGCAAGUCGUGGGUGUGAAUUAUAAACAAACUUCCCUUAUGAGCUGAAAUUGACUCAAUGGCAAUGGGUAGUAAUAAUAACAAUAACUCUUUGCACAUUGUUGAAUGCAUUUUAAAUCACAUUAUAAACUGCAAGAUGAUAUAUAAUAGAAGAAAUGAUUAACUUUUAUUAUUGCAUAGAAACUUACAGUCCAUAAAAUAUCCUCCACCUAUGAUCUCAUUGUAGCCCCUCAGCAACCCCAUAAAACUGACAAUGUAUUACAGAUCGAGAACUUGAGGUUCCUAGAGGAUAAUGAACUUGCUGCCCCAAAGCACGCAGCUAGGUCAAUGUCAAGUCAGUACCCAAACCACUGUCUUCUGGAUUCAAGUUUGUCAGAGUUCUCUUCAUCAGUGUUCGGUAGAGUUCUACAAAUAUGUACUGAGUACCCACUCUGUGGAAACCCUGGUGGCGUAGUGGUUAAGUGCUAUGGCUGCUAACCGAAAGGUUGGCAGUUCGAAUCCACCAGGCAGUCCUUGGGAACUCUA